This is a messenger RNA of Macrosteles quadrilineatus (aster leafhopper), 10340 nucleotides long. It is a transcript of the gene zfh2, whose product is annotated as zinc finger homeobox protein 3. Gene Ontology annotation, cellular component: nucleus. Gene Ontology annotation, biological process: regulation of transcription by RNA polymerase II. Bases 217 to 10011 code for a protein of 3264 amino acids. Lineage: Eukaryota; Metazoa; Arthropoda; Insecta; Hemiptera; Cicadellidae. The record is from RefSeq and is a predicted model, not a curated record. The transcript is spliced from 5 exons. Gene Ontology annotation, molecular function: zinc ion binding; DNA-binding transcription factor activity, RNA polymerase II-specific; RNA polymerase II cis-regulatory region sequence-specific DNA binding.
AGAAAGCAUCGCACCAAGCCCUCAAAACGUUCAAACUGCGCAACGAACUUAUGGAUUUUAUAUGGAGCUCGCGGGUGUAGUGUUGUGUGUGUGAUCAGUGUCAGUGGAUGCAGUCUUCCCGCUACAUCAACAGGAAGUUACCCUCGUCGAUGAAAUGUUAUCAGGUUGGACAAGGUGCCCAGCAUCUCAGCAUGUGAUGGUCGAAGCGAUCCAGCGAUGCCGUCUCCUAUCCUCGGCGACACGUCGCUAGACGAAGGGGACAGUUGUGCCGAGAACAGGAAGAAGAGGAAAAGGAAAAGAGAAGAAGACGACACCAUGAGUCCCGAGGACGAAACCACCGCAUCUCCACCUGCGGGAAUCAUCGCGGGCAGAGACGAGGAGGAGAGGAGAAUGUCGUCACCGCCUUCGGGUAGCAAGUUUGUCCACGAUCAGAUCCCUGGGACGACGAGGUUAUCGGAAGACUGUCAGGACCGAACAUUAGUCCGAGACGAGGCCAUGGUGUCCGAGGAGAGCUCGGAGAAGGCGAGGACUAAAGAUGCCUACGCCGAAGACUCUUGGGGAACCAGUGAUGUCGAGAAGUUCGACGGCAAGAUUGUUUACAACCCGGACGGCUCGGCCUAUAUAAUCGAGGACAGCGAGCUGAGUGAAGACGACAGCGAACUUCCCCAACUGAUCGGUGACGGUUGCAUCGUCGACGGCAGAGGAGUCAACCCCUCGCAGUUUCAAGUGUUCCCUCAGAUCGCCAACGCCUUUUACAUCUCAAGAAACCCCUCGUUGUACAACGCUCUGUAUGGCAACUCCGCGCCGUACUCCAACAAGCUGCUACAGGACAAGAAGGCGGUUCCGGAGGUUCCCAUCAUGCACAGCUACAGGGUAUACACGGUCCGGGGGAACAAGGGCUUUGACGGGGACAAACCCGAAGGCUCUGAAACCAAAAAGCCAGGUCAAGACUGUUCUUCUGUGCCGGUCAAACCUAUCCUGAUGUGUUUUAUUUGCAAACUGUCUUUCGGUUACACUAAGUCUUUCGUCGCGCACGCGAUGGGAGACCAUAAUUUAGUUUUACGAGAGGAUGAAAAGGACAUUUUGGGACAUAAAAAUAUGUCGGCCAUCAUCCAGUGUGUGGGGAAAGAGAAGGAGCCUCUCGUGUCUUUCUUGGAGCCAGUGUCGCCAUUGUUGGGGUUCGGGGGUGACAAACAUCUAGAGUCCUCGAUGUCCCUGACCGCUACCUCGUCGUCGACGGCGUACAGCGAGGUCCAAUCAUCGGCUCCCGGCCCCGGCGAGGUCGGUCCAUCGGAGUGUGGUGAAGAUAAAACGUGUGUGGACGGUAUCGAACGAGCCGUCCUCAGUCAACAAGUUCCUGAGACUUCGGUCUCCCUACCUCAAAACGGUAGUUCUAGUAGUAAUAAUUUUAAUAGAUCGAUGAGUGCUAUGAACUGUGUUAUGGACUUGACUCGCAAGAGUCCAGUGUCCGCUUCGGCGGUUUCUUCCGGCAACAACGGUAGAAGCAGCGUAUCCCCGGGGGCGAGUCCCUCACCGGGCUCCACCCUCAGCCCACUACUAUCCCAGUCCAUCGGCUACCCGCAACCACCGCCCAACUUCCUCACGGGUACGACGAUAGGCGUGUGUCCCGACCACAUGGGCGGCAGACCUAGCGGGGUCGAAUGUGCCAAGUGCGAGCUCAUUCUAAGUUCCUCGAGGCUCGGGGGUAUCGGUGGCCCCUUGGCCGGAAUGCAUUCUCGCAACUCUUGUAAAACCUUGAAAUGUCCAAAGUGUAAUUGGCAUUACAAAUACCAAGAAACGUUAGAGAUCCACAUGAAAGAAAAACAUCCCGAAACAGAAACAUCGUGCAUCUACUGCAUAGCGGGGCAGCCACAUCCUCGGCUGGCGAGAGGGGAAACAUACACAUGUGGCUACAAACCGUACCGAUGUGAAGUGUGUAACUACUCGACCACCACCAAAGGCAACCUCAGUAUUCACAUGCAGUCUGACAAACAUUUAAACAACAUGCAAGAACUGCAAAACGGAGGAGUUCCUAACGACAUGAGUCAACAUUCUACCACUCCCCCUCAACAUCAUAAACCUGCCGGCAUGUCGAGUCCCGGAGCCCACCAUCACCCACAUCACCAUCACAGUCCACUGACGAGUGGGCAGAGUCAGAAGCCGAAACCUACCUUCAGGUGUGACGUCUGUAACUACGAGACGAACGUAGCCCGCAACCUCCGCAUCCACAUGACGAGCGAGAAACACACGCACAACAUGAUGGUGCUUCAGCAGAACGUGAAACACAUGCAAACGUUGAGUGCAAUCCAGCAGUCACAUCAUCAACAACUCAACUUCGAGUCUCUGAUGCACUUCCACCCGGGACUGACGUUGCCAGGAGACAAGCCUCCUCCCCACACGGAGGCCGCUCUCGCGGACAUGGCUUACAACCAGGCCUUGCUGAUACAGAUGAUGACGGGUGGCCAGCUCCCACCGCACAUUCCACCUGAGCUCGCUCCUCACAUGGACAUGGGGCUGAAUCCCGAGACUAUGGAGCCCCCACCAGAGCCUGCGGACCCCAACCCCGACCACCUGUAUCAGUGCUGCGUGUGCAACGUCUUCUCCACCGACUCUUUAGAGCAACUAUCCCACCACCUGUCUGCGGACAGAACGAAAAUCAGAGAGCAGGAAAUCCUCGCUUUAGUAGCCGGCAACUACGUCUGUAAGCUGUGCACGUACAAGACCAAUCUAAAAGCGAACUUCCAACUGCAUUGCAAGACGGACAAGCAUCUGCAGAGACUGCAACACGUGAACCACGUGAAGGAGGGAGGACCGCGGAACGAGUGGAAGCUGAAGUACGUGUCCUCCCCUGGGGGAGUGCAAGUGCGCUGCCACGCUUGUGACUACUACACCAACUCCGCUCACAAGCUGCAGUUGCACGCGGCAGGGCAGCGGCAUGAGGCGAGCUCCUUGCUGUUCCGCCACCUCAACUCCGCCGAGGGCCCCAGGAUAUACCACUGUGUGUUGUGUGGCUUCUCGUCCAGGUCCAAGCUGCCGCUCCUGCAGCACGUCCGCUCUAUGAAACAUCUCCAGAUGGAGCAGAUCCACCAGCUCCAACGCCGCAGCGAGGGCAAAGAACUGCAGACGGACAUCGGCGAGGUUUUCCAGAUACUGAGUCCUCCGCCGGAGCCUGAACAGGAUCAAGACCGAGCCGAGGCCAGUAUGCGGGAGAGAGCGUCGUCAACACCCAACAUGACAGAGUCCCAGUCUUCCACAGACAAUCCAGAUGACAAAUCCGGCGGGGAAACUCACAUGUGCCCUUACUGCAACUACACCAGCAGUUCCGAGAUGAGGAUCCAAGCUCAUGUCUUGGCGCAGCACUCCCAGAAUGAAAGACCACCCUCAGCAUCGUCACCUCCUAGAGAGAUGCUGUGUCCGCUCUGUCAAGACGCGUUCAAAGACAGACCUGCCCUUGAGAAACACGUGAUGCAGAUCCACAGCGUCAACUCCGAAGGCCUUCAAAGGCUUCUGAUGUUGGUCGACCAAUCCCACUGGCUCAACAGUUCGAGGUCGAGCACUCAACAGACUCCUCCUGGACACCAUCACAGUCCUGCCUCAGUCGCAUCCUCCUCCGGCAGCAAGGACCACGAGAAGCAAAACCAAUCUGAUGGGUCUAGAGAAGACGAUAAAGAGGAAGCCCAGAAUCUCUCUUCGACUGAUGACCAAGUCGAAGAUGAAAACAAAUGUCAGACGUGUCAGAAGAGCUUUCGGAACAUCGAUGAACUGUGUGCACAUCAAAACGAAACGGGGCACCUAGAACUGAAACAGACUCCGAGUGGUCCCGGGUACCUUUGUUGGAAAAAAGGCUGCAACCAGUACUUCCAGACUGCCCACAGUCUUCAGAUGCAUUUCAGAGAGAUCCACGCCAGGGGAGGCAAUACCACACCGGCCGUUGCUGUAUCAGAGAAGCACGUGUACAAGUACAGAUGUAGUCAAUGCAGUUUAGCUUUCAAGACCAUGGAAAAAUUACAGCUUCACUCCCAGUACCAUCUCAUUCGGGACGCUACAAAAUGUGUGCUGUGUGGACGAAGCUUCAGAUCAAUCCUAGCGCUGCAUAAACACGUUGAAACAUCACAUUCCGAGCUAUCUGAAGAAGAACUGAUGGCGUACAAGCAGAGUUUGAUGAACAAUCCUCUUCUCCUGGCCGGCAUCAGUGGGCAAAUACUCGAUCCCUCUACAAACGAGUUGCUGAAGAAAGAAAGUAUGAAAAUGGAUUCUGAUGAUGUAAUGGAUGUCGAUGACAGCCCUAACAAGGAUAAUCCUGACGAAUCUGCUAAUCAAACUGGUGACGGGGAAAACAGUGAUGACUCGAUUGUAUAUAAAGAGCAACAAUUUCUCGAAGAUUACCUGAACAGUCAAGCGGUAGCUGAGGACAACUAUAAUGACCCUAAUAGAAAGUACAAAUGCCACCGUUGUAAAGUAGCGUUCACCAGACAGAGCUAUUUAACAAGUCACAACAAGACAUUAUUGCACAGAAAGGGUGAGAAACUAAGCUACCCGAUGGAGAAAUAUUUAGAUCCGAACCGACCCUACAAAUGCGACGUUUGCAAAGAAUCUUUUACACAAAAGAACAUUCUGCUUGUCCAUUACAACUCUGUUAGCCACCUGCACAAACUAAAAAGGGCAAUGCAAGAACAACAGCAACAAAAUAACAACAACAAUCCUGCAGUAUCGCCACAAACAGCAGCAAGCGUGGCAGCCGCCGCUCUCGCUGCAACACUAGGCGUGUCUCCGAGUCAGCUGACGCCUAAAUCAUCUGCUAUGGACGAAGAUGACAAGAAACCAUACAAGUGCAACAUCUGCAAAGUCGCAUAUAGUCAAGGGUCGACUCUAGACAUCCACAUGAGAUCCGUGCUUCAUCAGACCAGAGCAUCCAAACUGCAAGAUCUUGCUUUGACUGGACAAAUUGAUUUGUCUAAACCACUGAUAGAGCAGCCCGAGCCACAAAAGGCCCAAGAUCAACAUAAAAAGUUGAUUCAAGAUAUUCUGGGAUCGUCUCCAAAGUCCUCACUCCUGUCAUCUCCUCCGACAUCGAGUGCAUCUCAGGUGACAGCUUCCUCUCCUGGGGCCGGUAAUGUUCCUUCGUCUAUUGCCUCAACACCGAAUUUGACAUCAGUUCCUACUAGCAUAGCUAAUAAUACUUCGAAUGCGCCAUCAUCUGUGAUACCGUCCCCGAACCAGCAAGGUGUGGUUUCCUGCCAAAGAUGCAGCGCUCUUUUUACAACUCAAGAACAACUCACGACACAUCAGCAACUAUACUGUAUGUUUGGCAGCCCAAUGACUAUGUUUCCUCCUCUACCCAAUACUCCAUCUUCUGCAUCGAAUACACUACAAUCUUUGUCCUCGCCCUCAACAAAAACUCCACCACCAGGACCAAUGACUCCCCUCUCUGAAGAUAACUUUCCUAGAAUAACCAUACCAUCGAAGAAGUCUUCCCAGAUGUACAAACAUUUGCUCGAAAGCUUCGGAUUCGAUCUCGUUAUGCAGUUCAAUGAAAACCACCAAAGAAGGCAGAGAAAGGAACGAGAAGAAAAUGAGAAACUGAUGGCUGAAAUCUCUUCGACAACUCCCGCUGUAGAGGAGCCUCCACAAAUAUCAACUGUAGAACCUGAACCUGAGGUACCGCCCCCAGAACCGGAAGUAGAAGUCAAAGUGGAGGAAGAACCACCCACUGUAGACCUACCGGAAGUGGCCAAAUCGACGUGCCAGCAUUGCAACAAAGAGUUCUCGAGUGUAUGGGUUCUGAAAGCUCAUUGUGAAGAAGUACAUCGUGAUCUAGUGCCCCUCGACUUUUUAGAGAAAUACGCUCAGCAAUUUAAAUGUGAAUACGAGAAGAAAUCCGUGCCCACUUCGAGUAGUGGCACACCUUCGACAAAUACGACCGUGACAUCUACCACGACAUCGGGUAGUGACGUCACUCCGGAGAAAGACGAGGAUAAUAAGGAAGCGCUUCACGCAAAGAUCGGACUGAACCAAUCCCAAGGCACCCCGCCGGAUCGUGAAAUGACGACUGCCCCUAGUACACCUACAGCAUCGUCAACCCCUGCCUCGUCUACAGACUCUCUGCCUGCCACGAUAGCCGCGGUGGCCGCUGGUAUGGGAGGUACAAACCCCAACAACCCCGCCAACCUGUCCAUGUCUCUGGCGCAGCAGAUGAACGAGAUGCAAGCAGCCCUCAACGUGAUGGCCGCCUCACAACUUCAGCAGCAGCUGCAGCAGUUCAACCCCAUGAUGAUGGGCAUGGCUGGUCUGGGCAUGGGUCUGCCCCUGGGCCUCAACAUGCCCGCCCUCGCUGCCAUGAACCUGCAGCCCCCGCUGGUGCCCAUGAUGAUGCCCCCGCCGCCCUUUGACCCCAUGGUUGGCUUCAACGCCCAAGGUGCUGGAAUCGACACGGCCACUCUGCUCGCCAAGCAACAGCAACACCUUAUGCAGCAACAGCAGCAAGCCGUGAAUGCAUCUCAGCAGAAACGCGCUCGCACUCGCAUUACCGACGACCAACUCAAGAUACUGCGCGCUCACUUCGACAUAAACAACUCACCGUCAGAAGAGCAAAUUCAUGAGAUGGCUGGACAGAGUGGUCUGCCACCUAAAGUCAUAAAACACUGGUUUAGAAACACUCUGUUUAAAGAGCGCCAGAGGAAUAAAGAUUCUCCUUACAAUUUCAAUAACCCGCCUUCAACGACUCUAAACCUUGAAGAAUACGAGAAGACGGGGGAAGCUAAAGUGAUGCCGCUGAACAAUAGUGGAAGUAGUACCAGCACGGAGGAGCCCGCCACUCCUGCAAAGGAGCCUCCAAAAACACCUCCGGCAGUAAAACCUACUCCACCGCCCCCACCUCCACCCCCAGCUCCACAGCAACCGUCGGCAUCACCGAUGCAACCCCCUCAUAAAAGCGGGCAGCAACAAUCUCACCUACAACAACAGAAACAACAAUCCUCCCCCAUGCAGACGCAGAGUCCAUUUCAUCAGCAACAAUUCCCUCAUCCCCCUGAAUCAAUCAAGAAAGAACCUCGAGAUAUCCCGUCCCAGCAUCAACUGGACGAACAAAGAUUCAACAGCAUGUUGAUGGAGGCCGAACAGAAAAUGAAGCGGGAAAUGGUCGAUGAAAAGCCUAAUAUCUACCAAGGGCAAGUAAUGUCACCGACGAGUCCUCAUACGAAUGACAGAAUGAAUGUUAUUCCAGCAAGAAACAAUUCCCCUGAAAACCUGACUUUGACCUCCAUCAUAUCAUCUCAACUCGGACCAGAGUCAAUGUCUAUGAAUAAUCAGCACCAACAGAUACCAUCCUCUCAUUCCAACAUGCUGCCUCCUAAGUUGACUCCACCAAACUUCACCUCGCCAAACCACAUGUCCUCUGGCAUUCCCAUGACGCCUACCUCUAGAAGCUUGAGUCCGGGAAGAUCCAACUCUCUUGACUGUUUCAGUCAAGCAAUGCUAGGACCUGGAGGGCAAAAUUCUGCCAAUUCAUCAAGUGGUAAGCGAGCAAACAGAACCAGAUUUACCGAUUACCAAAUCAAAGUCUUGCAAGAGUUCUUUGAGAAUAAUGCUUACCCAAAAGAUGACGAUUUGGAGUACUUGUCAAAACUGUUGAGUCUCAGUCCUAGAGUGAUCGUAGUUUGGUUCCAAAACGCAAGACAGAAAGCCAGGAAGGUAUAUGAGAACCAACCUCCAGUUGAUCCGGGUCCAGGAAUGGAUGAUAAUGGAGCUGGAAGAUUCCAAAGAACCCCCGGCCUCAAUUACCAGUGCAAGAAGUGUUUGCUUGUGUUUCAGCGGUAUUAUGAGCUUAUUAGACAUCAGAAAACACAUUGUUUUAAAGAAGAAGAUGCAAAGAGAUCAGCACAAGCACAGGCCGCAGCAGCACAGAUUGCAGCUGUCCUGUCAUCUGAAGAUUCUAAUUCAAGCACCAUAAUUGAACAAAAUCAACAUAACCAGCUCGCUAAUCUAGUUGGCAUGAAUACAUCGAGCAAUCCAUCUACUCCAGCUGCACCUAUCACCCCUACACCUUCUCAAUCGAUGUACCCCCCUUCCCCGGCAGCCUCUGGUACUCAAACCCCUGACACCAAAGAUAACUCCUUCCAAUGUGAUAACUGCAACUUAGUGUUUCCAAGAUUUGAUCUCUGGAGAGAACAUCAGCUAGUUCAUAUAAUGAAUCCGAAUUUAUUCCCAUCAUAUCCUCCUGAUAGUCCGUUUGGCAUUCUCCAACAACAUGCUCAGAUGCAACAACAGCAGCAGCAGCAGCAGCAACAACAACAACAAAAUCAGCAGCAGCAACAAAGUCAACAACAACAGCAACAGAUACAUUUAAACAACAUUGUUGCAGAUCUCUCAAUAAACCCUAACGCUCCAAACCAACAUCCGUUGAUCUCUAUGCUGGCAUCUAACAAAAGAAAAUUCGAUGAAUUUGAGGAUGUCAACGACAGACCACAGCACCAAACAAGUGAAAACGAGCAACCUAAAGACAAGCGGUUGAGAACGACAAUUUUACCAGAACAAUUGGAUUAUCUUUACCAGAAAUAUCAGAUAGAAAGCAACCCAUCUCGAAAAAUGUUAGAAAACAUCGCAAGAGAAGUUGGAUUGAAAAAGCGUGUCGUACAAGUUUGGUUUCAAAACACAAGAGCUAGAGAACGCAAAGGCCAAUUUCGAGCUCAUUCACAAGUCAUCAAUAAACGCUGUCCAUUUUGCCCUGCGUUAUUUAAAGUGAAAUCUGCUCUAGAAAGCCAUCUAACAACAAAGCAUGCUGAUCAAUGCAGCCGUGGGGAAAUCAAUAUCGACGCUUUGCCUGACGAAGAACUUAGUGUUGAGUCGUCGCAUUCCUUUUCCUCAUCGCAGAUCGGUGACUCAUCCAACAAAAUGUCACAGAGUUUUGGAGGAAGUCAAUCAAACCAGUCAAUGAUACCACCGAUGUUUCCUCCAUUCCAUGGCAACAUGGAAGAUUCUUUAAAGAAAUACUACGAAGAAUCCAUGAAGAGGUAUAUAAGCGAGCUUCAAGCUCAACACGUCACGCAAAACGGCGCUGUGACCAAAGAAGGUUUCCCCUCAGAUCUCAGAAUAAAGAGUGAGGGAAACGGACGAGCCGGAGAGAGUACAGGAGACUGCCCUUUAGACCUGAGCAAGCCAGUGGACUUGAGCAGGCCUAUGAAAAUGAACUUGGACCAGGAUUUGCGAGCUAUGAUGGGAGAUCCUGGCCCACUUACUGAUCUAAGUGAAAGGAGUUUCUGUGAUGACGACAGCAUGUCAGAAUGUACCGACAACAUGGAAGGCGAGGAGGGCAGUAACCCUACCUCUCCGGCGUCCAGUACCCAAAGCCGAACACCGGGACAACCCGGGUCAAAAAGAUACCGAACCCAAAUGAGCAGUUUACAAGUUAAAUGUAUGAAAGCCCUAUUCAACGACUACAAAACACCUACUAUGGCCGAGUGUGAAAUGCUCGGUAGAGAAAUCGGACUCCCCAAAAGAGUAAUCCAAGUGUGGUUCCAAAACGCCCGUGCCAAGGAGAAGAAAAACAAACUCGCGUUGCAAAAAGUUCUCGGCACCAACGAACCCGACAUCCAAAGGGUGCCUGAGGAGUGUAAGCUCUGUCAGUUCAAGUACUCCCACAAGUAUUCCGUGCAAGACCACAUCUUCACCAAGAAGCACAUCGACAUAGUGAAGGCCUACCUGGAGAGUAGGAUGUCCAAGAGCGAGUUGUCGGGUAAUGCGAGUGACGGCGAGUUCACCGUCCCUCCAGUGCCUGGGUCCGAGGUAAACCACAACAACAACAACACCAGCGCCUCCCAACAACAGCAGAUGGCGCAACUCCAGAUGCUACAGAUGGCUGGUCUAUCUGCGAUGACUCCCAACAAGAUCGACUCCAAGGACCAACCCCAGCCCAGUGCCGAGGACAUGGCUCUUCUCCACCAACUCUACGGCCUGGGGCUCGGCUUCCCUCAAGGCUUCGUGCAAUCAGCCAUGCUCUCUGCGACCGGUCUAUAGCCCCCAGAACUCCGUCUGCCGCAAGCUAGUGAUAAAUGAAACUUUAGUUUAGGUUUAGUCCGUAAAAUCAAUGUUCCUCGCUAUUUGUGCAUAUGUUAUAUAAUAUUAUAUUUUAUUUAAUAACUUUAUUAUUAUUUGUGACUAUUUGUUUUGUUUUAUACAAUGUAGAUUUAUCUGUCAUCGAUUCUAGCUUAAGGCUGUUGAGUAUUUAAUUUUUCCGCUUGUACAUAGUUGUAAUAAAGUUAAAUUUUAUAAGCUAGUUAAUUGUUUUAUUGUUAAAUAAAAGAACAAUUUAACCAUUGAUACGUUAUAUAUCAAUAAAUGUGAUG